Messenger RNA from Closterium sp. Naga37s-1, 1203 nucleotides. The record is from the annotation of a GenBank genome assembly. Lineage: Eukaryota; Viridiplantae; Streptophyta; Zygnematophyceae; Desmidiales; Closteriaceae.
AUGAGCAGAUGCGGCCAUGGCCCGCCGUCCAUCCUGCUGCUGCACUCUGCCGCCCAGUCGUCCGCCAUGUUCACAUCCGCGCUAAAGAGAAUGGGGGCGGCCGGCCUGCACGCCAUAGCUCUGGAUCUGCCCAACAGCGGCGAGUCGUGCCGUGCUGCGUCAGCAUGUGCUGAUCCCACGCAAGCAACUCAGCUUCCCAGCGGCGAGCUGACCAUGGUUGACGUGGCGAACCUUGUGCUGCAAGCUGCUCAUGCGCUUCGAUUCUCGCCGCCAUUUGACAUUGUGGGGCACGAGGCGGGCGCCACAGUGGCCAUCCACAUAGCAGCGGAGCUGCCACACAUCGUGCGGCGCCUGGUGCUGUGGGGCGUGCCCAUGCUCGGCUUCAUGGAGCGCGGCGACGCCCUCCGCGAGGAAACCCCCGACGGCCACUACGACUCCGACCUCCCCGACGCUGUCGCCACAUUCCUCCACCGCCGCUUCCCCGACGGCGGCGUGCCGUGGCAGCUGAAGCGCGUGCACACGCCCGUGCUCUGCAUGGCGGGGGAGAGCGAGCCCUUGCACAAGGCGACGAGGAAAGCCGCCCUGUUGUGCAAGAACGGCGAGUAUGUGGAUAUGGGGGCGGCGGGGCGGGAUGUGGUGGAUGAGCUACCAGACGACUACACCAGCGUCGUGCUGCAGUUUCUCUUCGGGGAACCUGGUCCGGCCGGGCCUACUGAACGAGCCAGUUGUUCCGUGCCAGCUGCUGACGUGGCAGGGGCGGGCGUGGUUCGGCAUAUGUCUGACUCAGCAAUGAAGGAUGCUGGUGGGAGGCCUCUGCAGAAGCACGUGUCGCACAAUGAAGCACAGAUGGGGAGGGGACCGGCCGGAUCGCAGCACCCACAUGCCCAUGCCCAUGCGCAUCCACAAGAGCAUGCACACACGCAUGCUCACACGCAUGCACACGCUCAUGCACAGAGUGAGACAGAUCAGCGGGAGGGAGGAGGGGAGAUGAGGGAGGCGGGGCAGCAGGGGCGCAGCUACGGCACGAGCAGCAGCAGCAGCAUGGCGUCAUCGCCUGUGAUGGGCAGCAUGGCCUCGUCCCCCGUGACCGCCGUCUCCCCCAGCAGCCGCUCGUCCAACGACAGUGAGGAGCGGCGUGCGUCAGGGGAGAAGCGCACCAAAGAGCGCAUCAAGUCGUUCUUCCGCGGCAAGAGCACUGCUUGA